Molecule: messenger RNA, 579 nt
Organism: Tuber melanosporum (Perigord truffle)
Lineage: Eukaryota; Fungi; Ascomycota; Pezizomycetes; Pezizales; Tuberaceae
Exons: 1
Coding region: 1-192 (63 amino acids)
Source: RefSeq, a predicted model, not a curated record
AUGGGGCGGAGGAGGGGGAGUUGUGGUAUCUGCUGGAUACUUUUGACGAAUUGUUUCUCCGUAUUUUCUUUUAUUAUGAUUUUUCUUUGCUUUUCGUUGACUCCUUUGAUCGCUAUGACUGUUUUUCCGUUCGCCUUGCGCUGUGGGGCGCCCGAGGGAGGGGGGUGGUGGGAGAGGAGUCGUAUGCGAUGAUGGUUGUGAUGGUGGUGGGGGUUCUGUAUUUGGAGGAGGACGAGGGCGGGCGUUGGAGGGGGUAAAGGUACGUGAGAUGGCUAUUUUGGGAAGUGGGAAGUCGCCAGGGUUAGGGUUUUUUUUUUUUUUUUUUUUUUACAAUGCUCACGACGACGGGACGAGAGACGACGAUUACGGCUGGGCUGGGAAAACGGAAAAGUUAUUAUUACGGUGCGGUGCGGGCCCUUUUCAAUCGCAGUGCUACUGCGUAGCCGAUGAGGAGAGGGAGAGGGAGGGGGAGUCUUUUUUUUAGCCUUUUCUUUUCAAGGGAAAAUAUAUGUCUUUGUGUUGUUUUGAGAGGGCGUCAUAUACCGGUAUCGUACCCGAAUUAAUUUAAGCUUUCAACCC